Molecule: messenger RNA, 3100 nt
Organism: Orbicella faveolata
Lineage: Eukaryota; Metazoa; Cnidaria; Anthozoa; Scleractinia; Merulinidae
Molecular function (GO): calcium ion binding
Source: RefSeq, a predicted model, not a curated record
AUUUUUUCCUUUUUUGAAUUGUAAUUGUCUCGUUCAGUUUUCCGCGUAUGGGCGAGCGAAAAUUGCCAAAUGUUCCGCGUCUCCGAGCAACGGCUAUUGAAUACCCCUCGAUGCAAUGCUGUAUAUUACCAUUGUCUAUAAAAAAUUAGGUAUCUGCUUUGGUAUCUUUCCUAGUGUUCUCGCCGAGCGAAUUAAACUUCAUAAGCUUCCUAAAGAUCUUAGAAGUAUGGAUACAACGGAGACAUGAAGACGCUCUUCGUAUCUCUUCUCUUCCGUCUUUCUGUCAUGUGCGCGGGCUUGUCAGAUCUAGGCUCUGACAGUGUACACAGUUCAACAUUUGAUCAGCCGUAAUAGUAUUCGAUACACGUUGGUGACAUCGUGACUCCGCUUUCAUUUAAACGACCAAAAAAUCUAUAGAGGCAAGCGAAAGACACAGGGUGUAGAGAAUUGGAAUGUAGGAACUCGAUCGAUACCAUAAGUAUCGAAUUUGUUGGAGAAAAAAGUACCUAUAAUUGAACCCCCGUUAUCUCGACCUCACAAGGGAAACGAAAAAAAAGUUUGAAAUGUCGGGUGCUCGGUGCUCAGGAAAGCUGCUAGUAAGUGACUGAAAAAGCAUAUCCAAGAUGCUCAAGAUACUAGCGAGGUUCACCCAUAGUUAAUAGAGCCAGGGGAAUGGUUAUGAAGCUCGGCAAACAUCAAGGGAGCAAAGAAAGAUGCCAAGGCUUAUGUUGGAAGGUCCACGACCGUGCACAAUCUUUUGUUUUGCGUUCAUGAGUUACGUAACCCCAACGUUUCUACUGGUUAGUUCCUCGGUCAGUAGUAAACAACUCAAGGCCAAAACCGAGGACAAAAACACACAACAAAGAACUUGGUCGAGUCUUGUAACCAUUCCCCUCUAUUAACUAUGGUUCAACCAGGAGAUUGUCUUGGUUCAACUGUAUGGCCGAAUUUAUUGGGUCAUUUGAUCUUGACAUAUUCUUGUUGUCUUCAGAUAUAUAGAUCGAGAGCGCCGCGCGUGAGGAAGAUUAAAAUAUAAUGCAAUGUCUUCGAAUGGCGAAAUCAAGGCGCGCUCCCCAUGUUAGCUUUUGUUUCUCGUAGAGCGAUUAUAACUGGCUGUUUUUUCCGCGAUACGUGCAAAAAAUAUUAAUUGGUUAUUUCAAUAAGUCAAGAGUUGUCACUGUUUUGACAGUCACUUCCCUUUGCGCUACUUCCUUGACCUCAGCUAAAACCAGGUCACCUCGGCUGCAGUUCUUAUUUCACUCCUUUUAGCCAAAAAUAAACGAUGAAAAUUAUAUUUCCUUAUGUUGCAAUACCAAUCAUAAACCCGCAAAGACCGUGGAAACAGAUCUCGCUGCCUUUGCUAACUGUAUAGCUCAGAUUGCCUUAGCUGCGAUAUCAACCUACGAAACGCAAGAUCCUUUUAAAACAUUCCCUCGUCGAGUCGUCCCGUCUAUCUCUUAAGAUUUAUUUCCGAGCAAGAUUCAGACAGUAAGACGGCCAAGCAUCUUCUACCUUUGACGUGGUCAGUGCACUGAUUGUCACCUCAAAAUGGCUGUAAAAUCGUCGCCGGUCUCCGUUCUUCGAGGAUUUUUGAUAGUAUUGACAUGGCUGCUCAUUUACGAAGGCGUAUCAUCAAGUUCGUGUCAAUCGUUACCUUGUCUGUAUUAUGGUAACGGCAAUACACUAAAAGCGAUUGAAAUCAACUCCUCCAAAGUGCACACAGUCUUAAGCAAUCUCAACUCCGUCGAGGCUGUCGACGUUCAUGUUAAACUCAACUUGGUGUACUGGAGCGAGACUCGGCCAAACGCCAUAAAGAGGUUGAAUGUUACUAGUGGAAAGGUAGAAGACAUUUUAAAGGAUAGCAAUCUUGGCGAGAUUGACGGAUUAGCAGUGGAGUGGGAGAGUGACCUCAUUUACUGGACUGACUAUACCAACGAACGCAUUGAGGUGGCACAACUGGAUGGCAAAAACAGACGAACUCUGAUCACUUCAGAAAUCCGCCGCCCACGGGAAAUAGCUGUAGAUCCACGAAAGGGGUACAUGUUUUGGAUAAGCCGCGGUUUACGACCGAGAAUUGAGAGAGCCACUCUAUCUGGAGACAGUAAGACAACCUUGGUCAGUUUUACCAGCUUAUGGUGGUCGUCUAGACCGAAUGGAAUAACCCUCGACUUUUCUGUAAACCGUCUUUACUGGGUUGAUUCUCUAACCAGACGAAUAGAAAGCGUUGACUUCAAUGGAAACAACAGACAGCGUUUUAAGACACUCCAUUUCAAUAUCCGACCUUACGACAUUGUUUUGUACAGCGGGGUGUUUUACUACAGCGACACGAGCAGCCAGAGUAUCGACAAGAUCGACAAAGCAACGAAGCAAUCCCUUGGAAGCUACACGGGGCUUGGAGGAAGUAACGUUCUAAGGCUGGCCAUGUUUUCUCCUGUGCGACAACCGAAAGGUAGCUCCGCUUGCCACCACAAUGGCGGAUGCAGCCACUUCUGCCUGUUAUCACCAGCAGGGAACCAAUGCGCGUGCCCACCAGGAGAGAUUUUGAAGUCUGAUGGAAAGACGUGUGAUGAUGAAGGGAGCUCUGCGCGCCUGCUGCUUGUCGAUAGAACGCAGCAAGAACUCUUCCAAAUCCCUCUGUUACCCGGUUCCUCGGUUUCAACAACCGCUACAGCCCUUCCACUCAAUGAUGUCAGGAGUCCAGCGGGGGUGGACUUUGAUCCCGUCCAGGGGUACGUCUACUGGUCUGAUAGCUCCAGAGGUGAAAUAUUUCGCGCGCAUUUGAAUGGUAGCUCUCAGGAGCAGGUAGUGGAUCAGCUGGGAACAGCAGAUGGAAUUGCAGUGGACUCUGUUGGAAGGAAUCUAUAUUGGACAGACAGGACAGGCAAUAGAAUAGGAGUGUCCAAACUGGAUGGUUCCUUUAGGAAGACGCUCGUGUAUCAAAAUCUUUAUGACCCUGUUGAUAUUGUCCUGGACAUGGAAAAUGGGUAAGUGUGAAUUUAAUGUCUUUCGAUUAUCAAUCAAACUUGAGGCCUUAUAUUAUAUUACAGGUUUUCGGGAUUUGGGAUAUUUAUUUAAAAAAUUAACGGAAUACAGGAUAUUU